Molecule: messenger RNA, 1617 nt
Organism: Entelurus aequoreus (snake pipefish)
Lineage: Eukaryota; Metazoa; Chordata; Actinopteri; Syngnathiformes; Syngnathidae
Product: tubulin alpha chain
Exons: 4
Coding region: 152-1504 (450 amino acids)
Biological process (GO): microtubule cytoskeleton organization; mitotic cell cycle
Cellular component (GO): microtubule; cytoplasm
Molecular function (GO): structural constituent of cytoskeleton; GTP binding
Source: RefSeq, a predicted model, not a curated record
GACUGGACUCCUCCCUGCCAAUGAGCAAUGCAGCUGCCGGGUGCCUGUGGGUCCUCCUCCUCCUCCUAUAUAACGCCUCACUCCCCCUUCGCUCCCACACUUCUACUCCCUGUCUGAAUCCUCCACGUCGUUCGAAGGACAAGCAGACAAGAUGCGUGAAUGUAUCUCAAUGCAUGUGGGCCAAGCCGGAGCCCAGAUGGGCAAUGCAUGCUGGGAGCUGUACUGCCUGGAGCAUGGCAUCCAGCCAGAUGGACAGAUGCCCUCUGAUAAAACCAUUGGAGGAGGAGAUGACUCAUUCAAUACAUUCUUCAGUGAGACGGGAGCCGGCAAGCAUGUUCCUAGAGCCAUCUUUGUUGAUCUGGAACCUACUGUCAUUGAUGAGGUACGUACAGGUAUCUACCGUCAGCUCUUCCACCCAGAACAGUUGAUCACAGGGAAAGAAGAUGCUGCCAACAACUACGCCCGUGGUCACUACACCAUCGGGAAGGAGAUCAUCGAUUUGGUUUUGGACAGGACUCGCAAACUGGCUGAUCAGUGCACCGGUUUGCAAGGUUUCCUCAUCUUUCAUUCUUUUGGUGGAGGCACUGGCUCUGGAUUCACUUCCCUCCUCAUGGAAAGGCUGUCUGUUGAUUAUGGGAAGAAAUCCAAGCUUGAAUUCGCCGUCUACCCAGCACCCCAGGUUUCAACAGCAGUCGUAGAGCCUUACAACUCCAUUCUCACCACUCACACCACCCUGGAGCACUCCGACUGUGCCUUCAUGGUUGACAACGAAGCCAUCUAUGACAUCUGCCGCAGGAACCUCGAUAUUGAAAGGCCAUCCUACACUAACCUGAACAGGCUCAUUGGCCAGAUAGUGUCGUCUAUCACGGCCUCUCUUCGCUUUGACGGAGCCCUGAACGUUGACCUGACAGAGUUCCAGACCAACUUGGUGCCCUACCCUCGUAUCCACUUCCCUCUGGCGACAUAUGCCCCAGUCAUCUCUGCUGAGAAGGCCUACCAUGAGCAACUCUCUGUGGCUGACAUCACCAACGCCUGCUUCGAGCCAGCCAAUCAGAUGGUGAAGUGUGACCCCCGUCAUGGUAAAUACAUGGCCUGCUGUCUGCUGUACCGUGGGGAUGUGGUGCCCAAAGACGUCAACUCCGCUAUCGCCGCCAUCAAGACUAAACGCACCAUCCAGUUUGUGGACUGGUGUCCCACGGGCUUCAAGGUGGGCAUCAACUACCAGCCUCCAACAGUGGUUCCUGGAGGAGAUCUGGCCAAAGUGCAGAGAGCGGUGUGCAUGCUGAGCAACACCACAGCCAUCGCUGAGGCCUGGGCUCGUUUGGACCACAAGUUUGACCUGAUGUAUGCCAAGAGGGCCUUUGUGCAUUGGUAUGUGGGAGAGGGAAUGGAGGAGGGAGAGUUCUCUGAGGCCAGGGAAGAUAUGGCCGCCCUGGAGAAGGAUUAUGAAGAGGUGGGCACUGACAGCGUUGGGGAGGAUGAAGAAGAAGGAGAGGAGUAUUGAGAAGUUUCAAAGGCUUUGCCACGGCACAUUCCAAAAGUUAUCAGUGACGUCAACCAUUCCCUACAAGCUGUGGUGGUGAUAUGUCAGUUCAGUAUUAAUAAAAGAUAUCAAAC